Molecule: messenger RNA, 3392 nt
Organism: Chironomus riparius
Lineage: Eukaryota; Metazoa; Arthropoda; Insecta; Diptera; Chironomidae
Source: the annotation of a GenBank genome assembly
UUUUAAUUUGUGAAAAAAUUGCAAAUUUUAUUUUAAAAAAAUUUCAAACAUCAAUUAGAAAAUUUAUGGAUCUUCUUAAUUUCCACAUCCAAUUCCUCAACCAUAUUAGCAAAGUCUUUAUAUCCAGACAGCGAAAUUGUUUCUUUCUUAUUCAAAAACUUAAAGUCCGUGUGCUCAUCCGAGAGUGUUGGAUUCUUGUUCACAUCUCUAAGCUGUGCCAGCCAGUAAACAACAACUUUUGGCUUACCCUUGACAUGAUAAUUUAAAGUUUUACUCAAUUCUUUGUAAAUUAUCAAGUCAUUUUCAGUAUAUCCAGCUUCCUCACGAGUCUCACGCAGCGCUGUUUCGUAGUCUGAUUCACCUGGAUCGACCUGGAAUUGUUAAUUGAAUUAUUUAACUAGUUUUAGUCUAGAUUAAUAGAAAGAAACCGUCUUCAAGCAUUCAAAAUACAUAUUAAGCCAGUAAUGCUCAAACCAUGCUCUACGACACGAUUUUGUGGUAGUCAAAUAUUUUAGAAAUAUCUAGGAGAUGAAGUAUGCUGCCUUAGGCCAGUGAUGAUCAACCUAUGUGCCGUAGCGCAUUAGUGUGCCGCAAACAAAUUCAAGAAAUCUCAAAAACCGUAUGUCGUGUGUGGUUCUGGUCAAGGCUAACCACUAAGCUGUACCGUGCUCCAAUAAAGGUUGCCAACCACUGGCUUAGGCUAUUAAAAAUUAAACUUACAUGUCCUUUUGGCGGUGUCCAGUGAAAGCUUCCGUAACUAGCCUUCAUCAGCAGAUAUUGAAUUUCAUCAUGAAUCAGUCGGUAAAUUAGAAAUCCAGCUGCUCUUUUAGGUGCCAUUUUAGAUGAAUUGCUUUUAGUUUGCUUUUAAAUUCUUCAAUUUUUGAGAGCUUUGGCUUUAUUGAUUUCAAAUUUGCGAGGAAAAAUUAAUUGAAUAAUUUUCUAAGCGUACUUUGAAGGUUUAAGACUGAAAAUUGAGCAAUAAAUAAACUAAAUCUCAACAAUUUACUCAAUUCCAACCUCAAUAAAAUCCACAGUUAAUUGCUAAACCUUUAAAAAAAUUCUCAAAACUAAUCCAAUUUGUGAAACUUCUCUUCUUUCAGUUUGUUAUUGUUUUUAUGUUUUGAUCUUCCGGUAAAGUUCAAAAAAAUAUUUCUCAAAAGCGUCGUACCCCCGUUCAGAUUGACCUCAAUCCAAUCAUAUGUUUCUGAAAUAUUUGUAAACAAAACAGAAACCAUAUGAGUGGAAAUAGAAGAUUUGGACACAUUUUUAGUAGUUUUUGCUGUAGAUAGCAACUCAUAGUCGAACUGGAUCAACAUCCAAUAAAAACACUUAAAAAAUCAACCUACAAAGCAGAACAGCCCAAAAAUCCAUCAAAAUCUUUAAAGUAAACAUCAAAUUAACCACCCAACCAUGGACAUCCUCUCCGACCCCCUCAAACUAGAACCAAAAAUCGAAGAAUCCAUCAGCAUCAUCACCUUCCCCACAACAUCACCACCAAGAUCACCAAAUCCAACACACACAUCCUCCAAAAGACAACCAAUCCCACAACAAAUCGAACCAUCACCAAUAGCAAUUUUCAAGUGCUCAACAUGCACACAAACAUUCGAAUUCAAAUCACAACAAAUAAUCCAUGAGAUGAGCCACAAAGUCAAGUCAACAUGUCAGGUCUGCUCAAAGAAAAUCUACAAAGGGAAUAUGAAGGAACACAUGAAGAUCCAUUUAAGGAAUAAAAGCUACAUUUGCAAUUUCUGUAAUGAAAAGUUUGCUACCAAGUUCCUCAUGAUAUUCCAUUUAAGAUCACAGCACAUAAAAUCUAAGGCUUAUUACUGCAAUGACUGUGGACGUGGAUUUAAUGACAGUCGACAUUAUAAGAACCAUUUAGUGACUCAUAUUGACAGUCAGCCAUUCAAAUGUGAUUUAUGUCCAAAAGGAUAUAAAAGGAAGCAACUGCUGGAAUUCCACUUGAUUGGUGCUCAUCAAACUGAAAGGAAGCUGCAAUGCACAAUUUGUGAUUUUGAGACAAUUAACUUACAGGAGCUGAAGAAGCAUCGUAAUUUUCAUUUAAAGAAUUUCCAAUGUGAAGUGUGUCAAAAAGAGUUUAAGGAACGAAGGUACUUGGCAUUGCAUCAUGAAGCCGUCCAUGUUAAAGAAAGAAAUUAUCAAUGCUUAAUAUGUGAAAAGGACUUCUUUGCUGUACAGUAUGUAAAGAGGCACUUGAAGAGGGUUCAUGAUGGCGAUUUGACUAAGUUUAGAUGUCUUGCACCAGAAAAGAUGCUCGAGAAGAAGAUUGCCGAGAAUCGUGUACCAGAACAAGAAAUUGUGAGAAAAAGUAUGAAAAAUAUUCCAUUAAAAAUUCCGAAGAAGAAUAAGAAGCCUGCUAAAGCUCCGAAAGUCAUGAAAGAGGACCGAAUUGAAAUUCUUAGUCGUUCUGCUCUUGAGACAGAAGUUGAGGAUCAAAUGAGUAUUGAUCAGGCUCAAUAUAGUGAAUCAGACAGAAAUCAAGUUGAUCAAGAGCACACAAUAUCCGAUUCCAAUGGAUUAACAGGAAUUAAAAUCAAAUCUGAAUAUAGUAUAAAGCCUGAAAUAUUUGACAGCUCAGACUUGUUAGUAGAAAUUAAGAAAGAGUAUGAAGAUCCGGAUGAAAAUAGUCAUGACAACCUUCAAUAUCCAUCAAACUAUCCUGAAACUCAGUUUAUCAAGCAAGAGAACCAGCAACAACCCACACAAUAUAAAAUAGCUCCAUACCAACCAAGAAUGUCAUUCUCAAGCAUCCGAUAUAUGGAAAAUCAAAUCUUUACAUGCCCGACAUGCUCAAAUACAUUCCCAAAUCGAUCAUCAUUACUCCUUCAUGAACCAAAGUGUAAAAUGAGGAACAAGGAUGAAGACAAUCUUAAUUGUGAAUUUUGUGAUAAGAAAUUUAGUGAUCAAUUCACACUGGAAGUCCAUGUAAAUGUUCGUCAUGUGAAUGUUAAGAUCCACAAAUGCAGGGAAUGCGACUUCGAGACACAUCAAUAUUUUGAAUUUAGAAAUCACAGAAUGACUCAUAUGGACUUGGUAAAGUGCGAGAAAUGCUCGAAAGAAUUCCCAACUGAGAGGCUGAUGCUUGAACAUGCUAAAGAUGCUCACAUUGGACCAAGUGAAUUUAAAUGUGGAACUUGUGCGGUUGGGUUUCGGUCGAGUGUGUUUUUGCAGAGGCACAUGAAGACUGCUCAUUCUGUGUCGAAAUUUGACUGUAAAUAUUGUGAAAAGUCAUUUGAGACUAGAAAUGAACUGAAUCAACAUGUGGGCAGUUUAUGGAAAAUUAAGAAAUGUUCGAGUUUUAUCAAACCUGAGGUGACGUCAGAAAAUUGAAAGUUUCAUUGUUGUUGAUUUUUAGGCAAUAAAAUAUUGAA